AAAUUCAUGUUGGUUGCUUCGUUUUCAUAUUGAACGAUCCCAUUUUCUUUCCAUUGAAGAGAGGAAUUGCUCUUCAAGUACUUGGAAUACUUUGCCUUUUCAAGUUGCUUUCAACGACGCUUCUUCUAUGGCGCGCAAUGUGAUGAAUCUCUUCCAUCUGUACAAGCAAACUUCUUCGUUUCUUUCUGGUUUCAACGGAUUUCAGAUUCUAUCCAAACAGCGGGGUAGCAACAGUUUCGGAGUGUUUUCCGUUCUCAACUGCAGAAAAAGCCCUCCAAGCAAGUCCUUUAGUACAGGUUCUUUAUCUCACGUUGAUAGGGAAGGCAACACUGCAGAAACCACGUUUGACUUCACAGACGAGAAUUAUGAGAAAAUUGAGAAUAUUCUAAAAAAGUAUCCAAGGAAUUACAAGUCAUCAGCAGUUAUUGCACUUUUAGAUCUAGUACAACGACAGUGUGGUGGUUGGAUACCAUUGGCUGCUAUGAAUCAAGUGGCAAAAAUUUUGGAAAUGCCCCCCAUAAGAGUUUAUGAAGUUGUAACAUUCUAUUCAAUGUUCUAUCGUGAACCGAUAGGGAAGUUUAAUGUUCAGGUUUGCUGCACUACUCCUUGUAUGAUACGUGGCGCAUAUGAUAUUCUUCGUGCUAUCCAAAGCAAGUUUAACCUCGAACCGGGCGGAAACAGUCCAGAUAUGAUGUUUCACCUUGAAGAAGUGGAGUGCUUAGGUGCUUGUGUCAAUGCACCUAUGAUGCAAGUCAAUGACGAUUACUAUGAAGACUUGACAGUUGAAAGCGCGAUACAAGUACUGGAAAAUCUGCGUGAUCACAAAGCUGUCAAAGUUGGUCCUCAAAAUAGUCGCCACCAAUGUGUAGGUAUUCAAGGAAAGACAACUCUGUUAUCGGAACCACCUGGACCUUACUGUCGUUCUUUGGAGACGGAACAAGUCAAAAAGGCUUCCUAGUCAUUAUCUAUCGUUUCAAAUAGCGCUCCAAGUGUUUUUCAUCUAUUGCGAAUAAAGAGACCGCCUUUGCAACCAAACCACUAUCUAUUAUAGGACGCCAAAAGAAAUAUUCAGAUGUGAUU
Galdieria sulphuraria is the source of this 1080-nucleotide messenger RNA. RefSeq names its product NADH dehydrogenase (ubiquinone) flavoprotein 2. Lineage: Eukaryota; Rhodophyta; Bangiophyceae; Galdieriales; Galdieriaceae. Gene Ontology annotation, molecular function: NADH dehydrogenase activity. The coding region runs from base 128 to 958 and encodes 276 amino acids. The transcript has 2 exons. Gene Ontology annotation, biological process: mitochondrial electron transport, NADH to ubiquinone. The record is from RefSeq and is a predicted model, not a curated record.